Molecule: messenger RNA, 1284 nt
Organism: Chaetomium globosum CBS 148.51
Lineage: Eukaryota; Fungi; Ascomycota; Sordariomycetes; Sordariales; Chaetomiaceae
Exons: 2
Coding region: 1-1284 (427 amino acids)
Biological process (GO): rRNA processing; ribosomal large subunit biogenesis
Cellular component (GO): nuclear periphery; nucleolus; preribosome, large subunit precursor
Source: RefSeq, a predicted model, not a curated record
AUGGCGAAGAAAGGAGCGGCACAGUCCCCCAAGACCGGGCCGAAGUCCAAGUCGCAAAUCACGAACAGCAAGUCAAAUAAGCAGAAGGGCAACAGGAGAAAGUCCAAUGAGCCGGCUGUGGAGAAGGUAGUCGACGAGGAGUGGGAGGACGAAAGUGACGAGGAAGAGUUCGAGGUCAAUGGCAGCAGCGCAAACAAGAGGAAGGCCGAGGGUGAAGUCGAUGAAGAUAGCGACUCAGAUGAGAGCGGGGACGACCUGCACGGCGGUAUCGACCUGGCGGGGAUAGACGACUCCGACUCGGAAUCGGAACUUGAUUCGGACGGAGGCCCCGAGAAUCGCGACGACGACGACGACGACGACGACGACGAGGAGGAGGAGGAUAUUGACGUCGACGAGCUCUCAGAGCUCGAUGAGGAAGAUGAGGAACAAAUUGCCGCCGGCACUCGCGUCCGCCAAACAAUCAACAACAAGGAAGGGCUCCUCGCCGCACUCCGGCGCUUUGCCCUCAAUACAAACCCCAAGACCGUCCCCUUCGCCUUCCACCAAUCGGUAGUCUCUUCUAAGAUUACCGAGGAAUCCAUCCCCUCCGUCGAAGACGACCUGCAGCGCGAGCUGGCCUUCAUGAACCAGUCGCUCGAAGCCGCGCGGCAGGCUCGCACACUGCUCCGCAAGGAGGGCGUUCCCUUCACGCGACCGACCGACUUCUUUGCUGAGACGGUGCGCAGCGAUGAGACAAUGCAGAAGGUUAAGGCCAAGAUGGUCGAGGAGGCGACCGCGAAGAAGGCGUCGGCCGAGGCGCGCAAGCAGCGCGACCUCAAGAAGUUCGGCAAGCAGGUCCAGGUACAGAAACAGCAGGAGCGUGCCAAGCAGAAGCGCGACACCCUCGAGAAGAUCAACCUGCUCAAGCGGAAGCGACAAGAAGGCGGCUCUUCCGCCCUCGGCGCGACCGAAGCAGACGACCUCUUCGACGUCGCCGUCGACAACGAGCUCAAGUCGGCCGGCAACAGCAAGAAGCGCUCGGCCGGCGGCGACAGCCGGGGCCCGCCCAACGCCAAGCGGCAAAAGAAGGACGCCAAGUUCGGCUUCGGUGGCAAGAAGCGCCACGCCAAGUCCGGCGACGCCAUGUCCUCGGGCGACCUGAGCGGGUUCAAUGCCAAGCGCAUGAAGAGUGGCGGCCGGAGCGGCGGCCCCGGUGGCAGGCCGGGUGGUGGUGGCGGUUCCGGUGGACCUAAGGGCUCAAAGCCGAGGUUGGGGAAGAGUCGGAGGCAGGCGGGGAAGAGGUGA